AUGAAGAUGAGUGAGGGGUGGUAUGCCACAGAGGAAGAACCUGGACCCUCAAGACAAGUUUACUUAUUCAACAAUGUUUCCAAGCACCUGGAAAGCUUAGAGUUUUUUAGACAGUGUUUGUCCUGUUUUUUCGGCAGGGAGUCCUUGGAGACGUUAUGGUAUAGAAUAAACAGGCCUCAAAGCCACCCGGGCGCGGGCUCAAACGUCAGAAAUUCCUUUACAUACAGAGUGCCCUGUCCGGAAAAACAUCCCCCAGCGCGGCCGGAGCUACUUUUAAUCCACGCUGCUGACAGCUUGCGCGCCGACUGGGACGGGCUUUUGCACGCUGGGGAGGACUGGCUUGCGCACAGGGAGGGGGGGGGGCUGAGGGCUGGGGGAGGAGAUCGGAAGGGGAGAGGUAAUCCCCGGAGUUCUGAGCAUCCCCUUUUUAGAAAGACUGAGUCUCUCCCGGGACAGCUGCUGCGGUCACACCACAAACUUAAAAGCCGCCCUCCCGCUCCGAGCGUGCCUUUCCUCGCCACCCUCGCCUCCCCACAGCUCCAGCUGGUGCCUGGCUCCGCGCCGCUCCCGGCAGGGCGCUUGGGGGGCAGCAGCGCCCCCUGCCUCCCGGCCUGGCCUCUGCGGCCGCAGCCUCCACGCUCCGCCAGGGCCGCCGGCGGCUCCGCGGCUCAGCCAGGGCUGCGGCUCAGAGGAGGUCGCGCCGGUGUCCCGUGUCGCCACCUCGCACGCCCACCGCCUGCAUCCCCUUCCUCUCUCCCGGAAAAGACAGCGGGCACAGAGAGAGGACGAGAAGAGUUCGCGGCAGGUAAAGCUGGGUGAUGGAAAGUAGAUACUGUACAACAAUGUGGAAUGGAAGAGAUCAUGGGGCAAGCGAAAUGAACCACCACCAACUACACCAAAGGCUGGUCUUCAUCCAAAGAAGGCAAUGUUGUGUAAAUGGUGGGAUUGGAAGGGAGUCCUCUAUUGUGAGCUCCUUCCGGAAAACCAAAUGAUUAAUUCCAACAAAUACUGCUCCCAAUUAGACCAACUGAAAGCGGCACUUGACGAAAAGCAUCCAGAAUUAGUCAACAGAAAAUGCAUAAUUUUACAUCAGGAGAAGGCAAGACCGCAUGUUUCUUUUAUGACCAGACAAAAACUGUUACAGCUUGGCUGGGAAGUUCUGAUUCAUCCGCCAUAUUCACCAGACAUUGCACCUUCAGAUUUCCAUUUAUUUAGGUCUUUACAAAAUUUUCUUAAUGGAAAAAAUUUCAUUUCCCUGGAAGACUG
Molecule: messenger RNA, 1266 nt
Organism: Kogia breviceps (pygmy sperm whale)
Lineage: Eukaryota; Metazoa; Chordata; Mammalia; Artiodactyla; Physeteridae
Source: RefSeq, a predicted model, not a curated record